CAACUAAUCCAAAGAAUGGCAAUUCUGAAAUAAUGUACAAAAUUAAACCUACUUUGACAAACUCUAGCUCUAUAAAUAUUCCACAAACAACGUUAACGAAAAACAACGUAAAAUCUCUCUUUUUGGCUCAGGAAAAUUUUCGAAUUUCGAAGCAUGUCCGGUGGAUAUCCUCAAUACCCUACGGGCUACGGCUACGGUGCCGCCUACGCCGCAUCUUCUGCUCCGUUCUCGGCCCCUCCAGGGGAAAAGCCACUAAAGGACAAGCACCAUGCUCACGGCGGAAGCUAUACACAUGCAGAAUGUUACGCUAGCCCGUUCGCGGCACUGCUGCCGUCGGUGUUUCCACCGGGGACAGAUCCUAACGUCGUGGCUUGCUUUCAACUGGCUGAUCAAGAUGGAAGUGCAUUUAUUGAUGAUAACGAGUUGCAAAGAGCGCUUUCUUCGUAUAAUCAAAGCUUCAGUCUGAGAACCGUUCAUUUGCUCAUGUAUCUCUUCACUAAUUCCAACACCAGAAAGAUCGGUCCUAAGGAGUUCACUGCAGUGUUCUAUAGUCUUCAGAAUUGGAGGGCCAUCUUUGAGAAAUUUGACAGGGACAUGAGUGGUAAGAUUGAUGCCAAUGAACUGAGAGAGGCACUGUUGAGUCUAGGAUUUGCAGUCUCUCCGGUUGUGUUGGAUAUGCUCGUAUCCAAGUUUGAUAAAACUGGAGGCAAAAACAAGGCCAUCGAAUACGACAACUUCAUCGAGUGCUGCCUUACAGUUAAAGGACUAACUGAGAAAUUCAAGGAGAAGGACACCAUGUACAGUGGUAGUGCGACGUUUACUUAUGAAGCGUUCAUGCUGACCGUACUGCCAUUCCUAAUUGCAUAGAUUAUGAAGAUUUUUUUUUUUAUUGUGUUUAUGGAGGAAAUUUCAUUUUGUCU
This is a messenger RNA of Durio zibethinus, 920 nucleotides long. RefSeq names its product calcium-binding protein CBP-like. The record is from RefSeq and is a predicted model, not a curated record. Gene Ontology annotation, molecular function: calcium ion binding. Lineage: Eukaryota; Viridiplantae; Streptophyta; Magnoliopsida; Malvales; Malvaceae.